ACAAUAAUAAUAAUAGUGUUGCAUUCUAAUACACAAAUAAAGAAACAAAUAAAAAUUAGCCUAGUUAAAACUCCCAUCAUGCAAUGUUCCAUACUAUGGCUGCCGAUAACUUAAUCGUCUGCUUUGUUGCAAUUUUUUUCACUAACAAAUUAUAAUUUCUGAAGUAGAAAAUAUCCAAAGAGAAUAUAAAAGUUUAUAUGGAGAAAAGGAAGUCCCUUUUUUACUAGAAAUAUUUUUGGAUUACGUUAAAUCAGAUAAUCCAUUAUGGAUAAAAAGCCAGCUUUCUUGAAAGGACAUGGUCGAGGGAGAGGGCGAGCUUCAAGUAAUCCACCUGCAAAUAUACAAGAAAAUGGAGGGAGCCGAGGCAAAAGAUUUAACCAAAUCAAUGAAUCUAGCAAACCUGAAGUAAAUGCUGCCUGUUCACCUAACAUUCCUCCUAAUCCAUGGCAUAAAAAGCCUCCUGUUACUGAAAAAAAUGGAUUAGAAAACAGUGCUGAAGAACGCUUUCAAAAAGCUAGUUCACAAAUGCAAGAAUCAAUUCAAAGACAUUUACAGUCAGCUCCUGAGCAUUUUGAGGAAAGUGAUUCGUCUGAAGAUGAUUUGGCUGAUAAUGUGUUAGACACUGUUUUUAAAGGAUAUUCUGGAACAUAUGGUUCUGGUGAAGUAAAUAAAGUUACUAAAGCACAAGAAGACUUACUUCAUUCAUUUCGAUCCAACACCUCAGCAUGUCUUGUUUGUAUUGAAUCUAUUAAGAAGACAGAUGCUAUUUGGUGCUGUCAAGGAUGUUACUGCAUAUUUCACAUUCAGUGUAUCCAAAAGUGGGUACGUGAAGGUGUUCAUCAACAAAACUUAAAACAAGAAAAUGUUGAAGAAAUGGAUAUUCCUUGGUAUUG
Molecule: messenger RNA, 893 nt
Organism: Octopus sinensis (East Asian common octopus)
Lineage: Eukaryota; Metazoa; Mollusca; Cephalopoda; Octopoda; Octopodidae
Product: NF-X1-type zinc finger protein NFXL1-like
Exons: 6
Biological process (GO): regulation of DNA-templated transcription
Cellular component (GO): nucleus
Molecular function (GO): DNA-binding transcription factor activity, RNA polymerase II-specific; RNA polymerase II transcription regulatory region sequence-specific DNA binding
Source: RefSeq, a predicted model, not a curated record